This is a messenger RNA of Anopheles gambiae (African malaria mosquito), 2102 nucleotides long. It is a transcript of the gene Dsor1, whose product is annotated as dual specificity mitogen-activated protein kinase kinase dSOR1. The record is from RefSeq and is a predicted model, not a curated record. The transcript is spliced from 4 exons. Gene Ontology annotation, biological process: protein phosphorylation. The coding region runs from base 290 to 1510 and encodes 406 amino acids. Gene Ontology annotation, molecular function: ATP binding; protein kinase activity. NCBI's taxonomy places the organism in Eukaryota, Metazoa, Arthropoda, Insecta, Diptera, Culicidae.
UCCUUCUGUCAGUUUUCCAAAUUCAUAGAACAGCGAAAAUCGAAAAAUCUUUGCAGAUUUGCUCAAGCAAAAAUACUUUCUGCAGUCGUUUUGUAUCAAGAUAUAUUUUACUAUUUUUUUCUAUACAUACGAUCUGUGAAACGUGUUAUACGUGCGUAGUUCGGUUAAGAUAAACAAGUUUUGUAACUAUAAUUUGUUUUCGUGCAGAUCUUCUACUAUCUGCUAUUUGGCACCUUGUAUCGGAUUAGUUCCAGUUAAUACACCCAAGGACACAUUUCUUGUAAUAUCAAUGAGUAAAAUGACAAAAAACAAACUCAAUUUGACGUUGCCACCUGGUUCCGUGGAUGUUCCUGCUGGACAACAAACAACGCCAACACCCUCCUUUAAAACUCCAUCAGGUACCGAAUACGUGAUUGGAAAACACAAUCUUUUGGGAAAAGCUAAGAACAGCAUCGAUGCACUUACCGAAACAUUGGAAGAACUUGAAAUGGAAGAAAGUGCACGUAAACGCAUUAAAGUGUUUCUCAGUCAAAAAGAAAAAAUUGGCGAACUCAGUGAUGAGGAUUUAGAGAAACUAGGCGAGUUGGGUUCCGGAAAUGGGGGAGUUGUAAUGAAGGUACGUCACAUUCCUACGCAGCUCAUAAUGGCACGCAAAUUGAUACACCUAGAAGUAAAACCUGCAAUCAAAAAGCAGAUUAUACGAGAACUUAAGGUAUUACACGAGUGUAAUUUUCCGCACAUAGUUGGAUUCUAUGGCGCAUUCUACAGUGAUGGAGAGAUAAGCAUAUGUAUGGAAUACAUGGAUGGUGGCUCAUUAGACCUAAUUUUAAAACGAGCAGGAAGAAUCCCGGAAGCUAUUUUGGCAAAAAUAACAUCGGCAGUACUGAAAGGACUAAGCUAUCUGAGAGAUAAGCAUGCCAUUAUGCACAGGGAUGUUAAACCGAGCAACAUUCUUGUAAAUAGCAGUGGAGAGAUAAAGAUUUGUGAUUUCGGCGUUUCCGGUCAGUUGAUUGAUUCAAUGGCCAAUUCUUUUGUAGGUACUCGAAGUUAUAUGUCGCCCGAGCGCUUACAAGGAACGCAUUAUUCUGUUCAAUCUGACAUAUGGUCACUGGGACUCUCUUUAGUUGAAAUGGCGAUUGGAAUGUAUCCGAUUCCUCCUCCAGAUGCAAAAACAUUAGAUUUAAUAUUUCAGGAGCGUGGAGAAGACUGCUCUCCUGGACAAAGCAUAAUUGAACCUAAACCAAUGGCUAUUUUCGAACUACUGGACUACAUUGUAAACGAACCUCCGCCUAAGUUAGAGCACAAUUCUUUUACCGACCGUUUUAAAAAUUUUGUUGAUCUUUGUCUAAAGAAGAACCCCGAGGAGCGUGCAGAUUUAAAAACACUCAUGAAUCACGAAUGGAUUAAAAACAUUGAAACGGAGGACGUUGAUAUUGCAGGAUGGGUGUGUAAAACCAUGGAUCUUGCACCAUCUACGCCCAAAAGAAACGCGUCACCAUUUUCAAAUUAAUUUGUGCAAGGGUUUUUUGAGUUGUAGGGGGAGCUUUUUUAAUUUGAUCGACGUUAUGGAAGGUCAAAUAACACGAGACAUUUACUUUGCAGUUCAUUGUGGUUUAGUACCGGAGAAAAAUAACUUCAGUUUAUGUAUUUAUUAUAACAUUUUUUUAAUAUAUUUAACCUUUUUCCACUACGUUUCUAUGAGUCAUCUUAAAAAAAUAUAUAUAAAUAUAUAGGCUAUAGCAGCGGUCGGUAAACUUGCGACCGGAACUAAAUUCUACAAAACAACUUUGUUGAGUUUCAUGUGAAGAGCCAAAUUGUUAAACCAUGAGCAAAAAUGUGUAAAAGUUCUUUGAAAUAUAUGAACUGUUUACAGCCACCAUCUCGAUAUCAAAAAGCCGUACCUUGCCGAUCCCUGGACUAUAGCCAUCAAUCUAAAUUACAAUAAAGCUAUAUUUUUACCAUCGAGUUACUUAGAUCAUAACUGUGAUCCAGCCAAUCACACUCAAAUUUUUGAUGAAAAAAACCUAAUGGAAACUCAAACAAAUUCAAUAAAAAAAUAAAUGUGUAAAACAUCUCGAUUCGAACUAUAAUGAUUUCAAAAA